AUGUCAUUGAAGAAAUCGACGACGUUCAAGAUUGGUGAUACGGCAGCGAAUGGGAAUCGUGUUGAUAGAGAGGAUAGCUCGAAUGGAGAAGAUGAAUAUGAGGUGCAGGAUUUGAGAGACAGAAUGAAAUCAUCGAGGGGAAGCCGAUUCAAUUUGAUUGAGAACGAGUUAGGGCUCGAGCUUACUCGCCGGAAGUUUAGCAGACAGACCGUCAUUAAUGGCCUCAAAGACCUUUCGCGAGGAUUAGCCAUUCAUCCCGAUAACAGAUGGUAUCGAGCAUGGGAGAAAUUCAUACUGAUAUGGGCAAUUUACUCAUCUUUCUUCACGCCAAUGGAGUUUGGAUUUUUCCGGGGACUGCCCAGGAAACUUUUCUUCUUGGAUAUUGCUGGUCAAAUCGCCUUUCUUGUCGACAUUAUCCUGCAAUUUUUUGUUGCCUAUAGAGAUAGUCAUUCCUACAAAAUGGUUUAUAAGCGUACGCCAAUAGCCGUCCGGUAUCUCAAAUCCCAUUUUAUCAUUGAUCUCCUAGGUUGUCUACCUUGGGAUGUUAUUUACAAGGCUGUUGGAGGAAUAGAAGAGGUGAGGUACCUUCUACUGAUUAGGUUGAGUCGGGUUCGAAAAGUUACAGCUUUCUUCCACAGGAUGGAGAAGGAUAUCAGGAUCAAUUAUCUCUUUACGAGGAUAGUAAAACUUAUUGCUGUAGAACUCUAUUGCACGCACACAGCAGCUUGCAUCUUCUACUAUCUAGCAACCACUCUGCCAGAGGAGAAGGAAGGAUACACAUGGAUUGGGAGUUUGAAAUUGGGUGACUAUAGUUAUUCACACUUCAGAGAGCUUGAUAUGUGGAAGCGAUACACAACUUCCUUAUAUUUUGCCAUCGUUACCAUGGCGACAGUUGGGUAUGGAGAUAUACAUGCGGUCAAUCUGAGAGAAAUGAUAUUCAUUAUGAUUUAUGUCUCUUUUGACAUGAUUCUUGGGGCAUACUUGAUUGGUAACAUGACAGCACUGAUUGUCAAAGGAUCAAAGACAGAAAGAUAUAGGGAUAAAAUGACAGAUCUUAUCAAAUAUAUGAACAGAAAUAAACUUGGAAGGGACAUCCGUAAUCAAAUAAAAGGUCACUUGAGACUACAAUAUGAAAGCAGCUACACAGAUGCUUCGGUUCUCCAAGAUAUCCCUGUCUCAAUUCGUGCCAAGAUAUCUCAGUCUUUAUACAAGUCUUAUGUUGAAAAUGUUCCUCUAUUCAAGGGAUGCUGCUCGGAAUUCAUCAAUCAAAUUGUAACUAGGGUACAUGAGGAAUUUUUUUACCCAGGAGAAGUUAUAAUAGAACAGGGAAAUGUUGUGGAUCAACUCUAUUUCGUCUGUCAUGGUGUUCUGGAGGAGGUUGGCAUUGGGUCAGAUGGAUCAGAAGUGACAGUAUCACUUCUGGAGCCUAAUAGUCUAUUUGGAGAACUUUCCAUUGUUUGCAACAUUCCUCAGCCAUAUACAGUCCGUGUUUGUGAAUUGUGUAGGCUCCUGCGGAUUGAUAGACAGUCUUUCUCCAAUAUACUUGACAUAUAUUUUCAUGAUGGGCGAAUCAUCUUGACUAACUUAUUGGAGGGAAAAGAAUCUAAUCUUCGGGUGAAGCAACUAGAGUCAGAUAUCACACUACAUAUUGGAAAAAAAGAGGCUGAGCUUGCUUUGAGAGUGAAUAGUGCAGCUUAUCAUGGCGAUUUGUAUCAAUUGAAAGGUCUGAUUCGGGCUGGUGCUGAUCCCAACAAGAAAGAUUAUGAUGGAAGAUCACCCUUGCAUCUUGCUGCAUCACGAGGUUUCGAAGACGUUACUCUUUUUCUAAUACAAGAAGCUGUAGAUGUCAAUGCUGCAGAUAAUUUUGGAAAUACGCCCUUACUUGAAGCCAUCAAGAGUGGACAUGACAGAGUUGCUUCUUUGCUUUCUAGAGAGGGGGCCUUGUUGAAGAUUGAUAAUUCUGGUAGUUUCUUAUGCACCUUGGUUGCGAGAGGAGAUUCUGAUUUUCUCAGAAGAGUUUUAUCCUAUGGAAUUGAUCCAAACUCCAAAGACUAUGAUCACCGAACCCCACUUCACAUAGCUGCCUCUCAUGGCUUAUAUUUGAUGGCAAAAUUGCUUUUGGAAGAGGGGGCAAGUGUUUUCUCAAAGGACGGAUGGGGAAACACCCCAGUAGACGAAGGGAGAAUGUGCGGAAACAAGAAUAUGAUCAGACUUCUAGAAGAAGCUAAAGCUGCCCAAUUAUCUGAAUUCCCUGAUCGCUCUCAAGAAGUUACAGGUAAAAAAAUUUCAGUUUCUGACUUGAGUUUGCAGAAUCGAGAUAUUAACUUUCAUUACUAUUACUGUUGA
This is a messenger RNA of Fraxinus pennsylvanica, 2346 nucleotides long. NCBI's taxonomy places the organism in Eukaryota, Viridiplantae, Streptophyta, Magnoliopsida, Lamiales, Oleaceae. The record is from the annotation of a GenBank genome assembly.